This is a messenger RNA of Entrophospora candida, 549 nucleotides long. Lineage: Eukaryota; Fungi; Glomeromycota; Glomeromycetes; Entrophosporales; Entrophosporaceae. The record is from the annotation of a GenBank genome assembly.
AUGAACCCACAAGGAAGAAAGAGAGAACGAGAAGAGAAUAAACAUGGCAAUGAAAAAAAAUUAAAGACUAAAAAUAGUGAUGGCGAUGAUGGUAAUGAUUUGGUUAAUGAAAAACCAGAAGAACUUUUUAAAAUACUUCAACAAAUAUAUAAGGAAAAUUAUGAUGAAGAAAUGGGAAAGAGAGAAGAAGUGGAAAAGAGAGAAGAAGUGGAAAAGGGUGAAGAAGUGGAAAAGGGUGAAGAAGUGGAAAAGGGAGAAGAAGUGGAAAAGGGAGAAGAAGUGGCGAAAGUUACUACUACUAUUCAAAGAAGUAGUUCAUCACAACAAGAUCAGGACCAACAAAGUGAUGAUCUAAUUGAAUCAGAUAUCCAUCAUUGUACAAGUUCAAGGGUGUGGACCAAUGAAGAUAUAUCCAUUUUAUUAAAGCAUUGCCUUAGAAAACGAAUAAACACCGAUGAACUUUACGAAUUGGGUCUAUUAAAAAAACCUCAGGCAAUGUCUAAGCAGUGGGAAUCAAUGAAAAAUAAGAUCAAGAAAUCAUUUGGCUAG